Acaulospora morrowiae is the source of this 672-nucleotide messenger RNA. The record is from the annotation of a GenBank genome assembly. NCBI's taxonomy places the organism in Eukaryota, Fungi, Glomeromycota, Glomeromycetes, Diversisporales, Acaulosporaceae.
AUGCUCUUUGAUAGUAAAGCUGACCCUUGUCCAGAAUUUUGCAAGAACAUUCGCCAAUAUAAUGCAGCACAUGCGUUUACAUCAUUAGGUGCAAAAAUUGAUGUAAACAUUCUGCAAGGGCAUAAUUCAUAUAGCUUUGGCAUUCACAGAGAGCUGCGCCACCUUUUGGGAGCUCUAUUACCAAAUGCAGAUCAAGAAGCUACUUAUGCUCAACUUUAUAUAUAUGACCCCGAUGCACAUAAAAUUCUUCUUCAAGCCCAUGAAGAUGGUACUGAUGAAGAUGUAGCAAUCUAUCUCCACCACAAAAACAUGACAGAUAAGCAUCACUAUAAUCUCCCUAUGAUAAACAAGACGAUGUGUGAUAUUAUCAUUCAAUUGUGUAAAGAUUUACUUGAACGUAUUCAUGAAAGGCAUCCAGCAUAUUUGCCACUGCAUUAUGUGCUUCUUUUCUCACAUAAUAAACUUGGAUGGCAUAAAGGAUUGUGUCAUGUAUUGACAGAUACUGAGGAACAGCAACUUGAUAAUCAGAACAAGCAUUCUCGCCUUACACAAAUGAACUUCUAUUCUUUUCAUAUCUUUCCACGCAAAACUGAAUUCUCAACAAUCCUUCAAGGUGAAAAGUUACUCCAUGAGUUCAUGGUUGAUACAUGGGCAGCAACAGAGCAAAAUUAG